Prorocentrum cordatum is the source of this 1401-nucleotide messenger RNA. NCBI's taxonomy places the organism in Eukaryota, Dinophyceae, Prorocentrales, Prorocentraceae. The record is from the annotation of a GenBank genome assembly.
CCAGUGUUGCCCAAGGCGUGGCAGCUACUCAGCCUUGCGAUCAGUUUGAACACCCACUGUCACAAGCUUUCCAUCCAUGCAGCCCUUUCCCACUACUAUGACGAAGGCCCGCGCUCCCGCGAGCAGCCUGACCGUGUGCUCCCACCGCGCGUCCCUGCUGGGCGUGGCGGUGGUCUGCCUGGCCUGCUGCGCCCUGGGCGACUCCGACCUCAUCGGCUUCCUCUCCACGGCGCUGGUCGCCGCCGCUGGCCUGCUCGGCCUCUCCCGUGGGGCCGAGAGGAAGCCCGGCGCCGGCGCGGCCAAGGCGGCCGCGGGGAAGCGGCCGCCGCGGGCCGAGGGCCCCGCCGGCCGCCCCUGCGGGGUCCGCCCCGAGGCGGAGCCCGGCGCCCCGCCGCGGGGGGCCCCGGCAGGGCGCGGCGGCCGGGCGCCGGCCUCGGCGCCGCCCCGGCGGGCCUCGGGUCGGCGGAGAGCGACGAGGAGAGGCUGAAGGCCGCCUUGCGCUCCCUCAUGCACGACGCCGCCCCGACCGUCGCGUCCUACGCAGCGGCGAUGGAGAUCUGCACCAAGGGGGACCUCGCGCAGGUCGCGCUGGGGAUCUUCGACCUGAUGCUCGAGAGGGGGCUCGGCCAGGACCAGGCGCUGAUCGACCGGCGCGUCUCCGUCGCCUUCUUCAAGCUCGUCGUGCACAACCUCGGGGACGAGCGCCUGCGGCAGGACGGCCUCCGGCUCCUCGACGCGAUCCGGGCGCACGGGCUCUCCCCCGCGGUCGGCGCCCAGGACUACUUGAUCGUCGCCUGGAGGAGCAAGCUUCCCGAGCACGUCGUGCAGUACUUUGUGAAGAUGAGGGGGGAGGGCGUCGUGCUCAGCUGGACGGCGGUCCGCUGCGUGAUGUCGUUCCACCAGUGGUCCGACCCGGCCUUCACGCUGGUGCUCUACGGCGAGCUGACCCAGCGGGGCGUGAGGCCCGACCGCGUACACUUCAACGCGGCGCUCACCGCCUACUGCGAGCUCGGCAAGAUGGACCAGGCGAUGCAGCUGCUCAAGGACGGGCCCAGCCUGCAGGUGGAGCCCAACGCCCAGACCUACCAGAUAGUGAUCAGGUCCCUGACCUGCAGAGGCAGUGACGAGGAGGCGCUGGCCCUCUUCGAGGCGAUGCGGGAGCACCAGAUCACCCCGUACCGCGCCACCAACCAGGACGCGGUGCUUUGCUACGUCAGGCUCAAGAGGUACGCAGAUGCCGCCACGGUGUGCAGCGGGAUGGCGCCAGGGAGCCAGCGCCCCAGAGAGGACGCGUGCAGCUUCCUCAGGAGGUCGUGCCAGAGGUACGCCUGGACCGACAUCGCGGCCCACAUCCCCGAGGACUCCCAGCAUGCGAGGAGGUGGAGCCCAGCCCGAGCGUGA